Prorocentrum cordatum is the source of this 2368-nucleotide messenger RNA. The record is from the annotation of a GenBank genome assembly. NCBI's taxonomy places the organism in Eukaryota, Dinophyceae, Prorocentrales, Prorocentraceae.
AGUCCGUAGCCAUUUUGGCUCGAGCCACUGCCAUCUAAAGGCCCUCCCUCCCGCUCUGUCUGUAUUCUUCCCAACACGCAGGUGACCCCCGACCUUCUGUGACCAUGGCCACUACUGCGGAGCUCAUGCGGAUAUGUGCCCCGUUGUACCCGUCCAUCGCCCUAGAGAGCGCGGCGAACUUCGGGCUGUUUCUAUUCUUCUCGUAUCUGUCCAUCCUGAUCUCCACGAAGCAGCAGGUGAAGACGCCCGCGAGGGCGAUUUGUCGGAUGCUAUGGAGCAGCCUGAAGGAGUGGGCGGAGGACACUUGGAGGGUCUUGCGCAGGUGGCCUCACAUGCACGAGAUGGAGCUCGGUCAACGCUUCCGCUAUUGCCGGAGGCUCAACGCGACCAUUUGUCGACUGUCGGCCGGCAUUGCGCUCAUUACGAUCACCCGCUGGUUCCACAUCAACAACGUGAACGGCUUCCGCUACCUCGGGUAUGCCCUCACCUGCCCCCUGAUGCAGGCCGAGCUCGUGCUGCUCAUCGCGCCGCACAUCCCGUGCUACAGGCUUCUGGCGGUCUUCUCGUGCCUCAUCACUUUCGGCAUGCUACUCACCGGCUACGUUGCGUCUCAGUUCGAGGGGCCGAUGUGGAAGAACGAUUUCGAAACCUUCUAUGACGAAGCCCUGGAAGGUAACCUGGACAGUCUGACCACAAAGGGGUGGUGGCUGAUGCCAAGCACGGUGAUUUUGUGCUUCCUCUCUUUUGUGCAGAUCCCAAUUCUUGGCCUUGUGUACUAUUGCAGCGGCGGCUCGAAGAAUGAAGACCUGCCGAAAGGCUACCCUAAGCUCCUGAUGAUCACGUCUCUCUCUUGGUUGGGCUUCCCCGUCUGGUGGUACUUGUCGUACGAGGGGGCAAGCAUUAUCACGGAGUCUAGGUGGAAUGCUGUAGGGUUUGUGUGCCUGAACAUGACCAGCAAGGGCGGUUUCACUUUGCAGAUGCUCAGCAUGGUGAAGGCGUGGAAGCGCCAGCAGGCCCAGAAGCCAAAGCCUCCAGCCCCCCCGGUGUCUGCCGACGCGGUGCCGAAGCUCGAGCUGCCCAUGGGCGCGGUACCGAAGGGCCGAAGGGGCAGCAACGCGACGCUGCCCGACCUGGACACCCCUGCGGUGCGGGAGACCCGCGUGGUGCGAAACGCCAAGAGGAACCAAACGGGACAGUCGCUGCAGUGGUUCGUCGACGCCAUGAAGAAGUGGGAGCCCGAGGAUGCGAACCCCGCGACCUCGACCGCGCAGGAGGCGGACAGGGGCCCACAGGGCGAGAUCGAGACGGUGGUGGUCACGGACCCGCGCCAGCUGGACGACGAGCAGCUCGUGCGGGAGCUGGGGAAGCGCCUGGCCGCGCACGGCGCGUGCGGCAAGGGGACGCCGAGGACGUCGCUGAACGCCUCCAUCCGCAAGGCGUGCACCAAAAUCCUCGAGGCCGACGAGAGCGAUGACGACGAGUGAGCGACGCGGCAGGGGUGGCCCUCCCCUGGAGUCGAGUGGCAAAAACCUGCACAAUCAUAAUUUUUCUGAUUUACACCGUAGAAUCAUAAGUCAGGAGAAUCGAGUAUCGAACAUUCUUGAAACUGGUUAUUUUUAAGGUCCCUGCGUCGCGUACGUGGCCCGUGCCGCCAGCGUGAUGGCAUCGGUAAAGCCGUGCCGUCGGCCGAGCAGUCACCGUGCUCACGGCCCCAGACCUCCUAUUGAUGGACGAAGGUCAAGGGCCUUGCAUUGAGACAUCAGGACAUGGGAGGUCUGGGAAAGUAGUCACCGCCCAUGCUUCUUCAUUUAUCCCGCGCGUCGCCCUGUGAGAAUCUCCAGGCCGCGCUUCUGGCGCGUUCAAGAGGCUCGGGGGCCAUCUGGUCGUGCGCCGAAAUUGGCAGCGGCGGUCUCCUCGCCCUCAAGCGGCCACGGGGCCUUCACGAGGCCCCCCCGUGGUCUUGAUCGUUAGAGCAGACUUCCCGUGUUGCUCUUGUGGUCCUUUUUUGCCCGCUGUGUGCUGGCUUGUAGCCUUCGGUCGCUCGAAUGUGAUGCCACGUCCCCGGCGGUGGCCCCCUGUGGAGCCCUCUCGCGGACCCGAUCCGAUCGGAUCUUUCUCCGUUUCUUCCGGCAUCUCGCUCCUCGUAGUCUGUUCCCUUUCCUCGUCUUCUCUCCCUCCCGCUCCUGCUCUCUUCCACUGUGCUCGGUCCCCACGGGAACAGCUGUGUAGGUAUCCGUUUCUUCUGGCAUGCUGGCGUCCUCCACCGCCUUCAGGAAUCAUGCAUUCGGUGGAGAGGAGCUGAUGAGCUCAACAAAAAAAGAAUAGCAAAACAAAAUCGUCUGGGGACGAUUCUCCGACGACCUUUGCC